This is a messenger RNA of Giardia duodenalis, 3300 nucleotides long. RefSeq names its product VSP. The record is from RefSeq and is a predicted model, not a curated record. The transcript has a single exon. Bases 1 to 3300 code for a protein of 1099 amino acids. NCBI's taxonomy places the organism in Eukaryota, Fornicata, Diplomonadida, Hexamitidae.
AUGUUGCUAGGGCUUCUCCUAUUUUGUGCAGUAGCACGGGCAAACUGCAAGGCCGGGAACACGCCCUCACAAGACGGGACGACGUGCGAGCCGAAUGCAAACGGAUGUGCCAAAGCCUUGACCGACGCCGGCUGUGCGACCUGCACCCCGGCGGGUGACGACCAGACGUGCCUCACCUGCAACCCCGGUUCAAACAAGGUCAGGCCGGACAGGAAGGGCUGCAUCGCUUCGUGUCCCGCCAACUCGAACGAGGCAGGAGGAAUCUGCACGUGCACGGCCGGGAACACGCCCUCACAAGACGGGACGACGUGCGAGCCGAAUGCAAACGGAUGUGCCAAAGCCUUGACCGACGCCGGCUGUGCGACCUGCACCCCGGCGGGUGACGACCAGACGUGCCUCACCUGCAACCCCGGUUCAAACAAGGUCAGGCCGGACAGGAAGGGCUGCAUCGCUUCGUGUCCCGCCAACUCGAACGAGGCAGGAGGAAUCUGCACGUGCACGGCCGGGAACACGCCCUCACAAGACGGGACGACGUGCGAGCCGAAUGCAAACGGAUGUGCCAAAGCCUUGACCGACGCCGGCUGUGCGACCUGCACCCCGGCGGGUGACGACCAGACGUGCCUCACCUGCAACCCCGGUUCAAACAAGGUCAGGCCGGACAGGAAGGGCUGCAUCGCUUCGUGUCCCGCCAACUCGAACGAGGCAGGAGGAAUCUGCACGUGCACGGCCGGGAACACGCCCUCACAAGACGGGACGACGUGCGAGCCGAAUGCAAACGGAUGUGCCAAAGCCUUGACCGACGCCGGCUGUGCGACCUGCACCCCGGCGGGUGACGACCAGACGUGCCUCACCUGCAACCCCGGUUCAAACAAGGUCAGGCCGGACAGGAAGGGCUGCAUCGCUUCGUGUCCCGCCAACUCGAACGAGGCAGGAGGAAUCUGCACGUGCACGGCCGGGAACACGCCCUCACAAGACGGGACGACGUGCGAGCCGAAUGCAAACGGAUGUGCCAAAGCCUUGACCGACGCCGGCUGUGCGACCUGCACCCCGGCGGGUGACGACCAGACGUGCCUCACCUGCAACCCCGGUUCAAACAAGGUCAGGCCGGACAGGAAGGGCUGCAUCGCUUCGUGUCCCGCCAACUCGAACGAGGCAGGAGGAAUCUGCACGUGCACGGCCGGGAACACGCCCUCACAAGACGGGACGACGUGCGAGCCGAAUGCAAACGGAUGUGCCAAAGCCUUGACCGACGCCGGCUGUGCGACCUGCACCCCGGCGGGUGACGACCAGACGUGCCUCACCUGCAACCCCGGUUCAAACAAGGUCAGGCCGGACAGGAAGGGCUGCAUCGCUUCGUGUCCCGCCAACUCGAACGAGGCAGGAGGAAUCUGCACGUGCACGGCCGGGAACACGCCCUCACAAGACGGGACGACGUGCGAGCCGAAUGCAAACGGAUGUGCCAAAGCCUUGACCGACGCCGGCUGUGCGACCUGCACCCCGGCGGGUGACGACCAGACGUGCCUCACCUGCAACCCCGGUUCAAACAAGGUCAGGCCGGACAGGAAGGGCUGCAUCGCUUCGUGUCCCGCCAACUCGAACGAGGCAGGAGGAAUCUGCACGUGCACGGCCGGGAACACGCCCUCACAAGACGGGACGACGUGCGAGCCGAAUGCAAACGGAUGUGCCAAAGCCUUGACCGACGCCGGCUGUGCGACCUGCACCCCGGCGGGUGACGACCAGACGUGCCUCACCUGCAACCCCGGUUCAAACAAGGUCAGGCCGGACAGGAAGGGCUGCAUCGCUUCGUGUCCCGCCAACUCGAACGAGGCAGGAGGAAUCUGCACGUGCACGGCCGGGAACACGCCCUCACAAGACGGGACGACGUGCGAGCCGAAUGCAAACGGAUGUGCCAAAGCCUUGACCGACGCCGGCUGUGCGACCUGCACCCCGGCGGGUGACGACCAGACGUGCCUCACCUGCAACCCCGGUUCAAACAAGGUCAGGCCGGACAGGAAGGGCUGCAUCGCUUCGUGUCCCGCCAACUCGAACGAGGCAGGAGGAAUCUGCACGUGCACGGCCGGGAACACGCCCUCACAAGACGGGACGACGUGCGAGCCGAAUGCAAACGGAUGUGCCAAAGCCUUGACCGACGCCGGCUGUGCGACCUGCACCCCGGCGGGUGACGACCAGACGUGCCUCACCUGCAACCCCGGUUCAAACAAGGUCAGGCCGGACAGGAAGGGCUGCAUCGCUUCGUGUCCCGCCAACUCGAACGAGGCAGGAGGAAUCUGCACGUGCACGGCCGGGAACACGCCCUCACAAGACGGGACGACGUGCGUAUCAGAGACGGCCUGCAAUACUCCCAACUGCAAGGCAUGUGAUAACCCGAAGACUGACAGAGAGGUCUGUACUGAAUGUAAUGAUAAAAGUUAUCUCACUCCAACAAAUCAGUGCGUAUCCGACUGCACGGCCAUCAGCGGAUACUAUGGAGAUACUGACAGGAAGUGUAAGGCAUGCAGCCCUGAGUGCGCUGAGUGCGUUGGGCCAGCCAACAAUCAGUGUAGUGCUUGUCCUGCUGGCAAGGCAUUAAUAUACAAAAGUAGUGAUCCUAUGCAAGGGGGCACCUGCGGGGAUGCGUGUACGGCGGACAAGAACGGAUGUAAGGUCUGUGGGGCAAGGAUCGGCGGGACAGACUACUGCUCCCAGUGCUCAGUGGAUAAUCAGGCUCCUCUGAACGGGGUCUGUACAACAAGUAACGCACGAGUAGCUUUCUGUACUGAAAUGAAUAAUGGAGCAUGUACCAAAUGCGCCGCUAACUACUUCCUCAAGGAAGGCGGCUGCUAUGAAACUACCAAGCAGCCAGGCAAACAGAUAUGCACAUUAGCUGAUAGCAAGGGUGAGUGCGAAACAUGUGCCAAUGGUCUUCAGCCCAAUAAUGGAGCAUGCCCCUCGUGUCAUUCGACCUGCAAGACAUGCUCGACUGCAGAUAGCUCUGAUAAGUGUACGUCAUGCGCAGCUGGGUACUAUAUGGUCGGAUCAGCAGCUGGACCAUGCACUUCGUGUGACAGCAACAGUGGAAGUGUCAAGGGAGUUGCUGGCUGCAUGAGCUGCGCUCCUCCAUCUAAUAAUCAAGGCUCCGUCCUCUGCUACCUCAUGAACGGUGACAGUGCCGGCGGAAGCACGAACAAGAGUGGCCUUUCUACCGGCGCCAUUGCAGGCAUCGCCGUGGCCGCUGUCAUCAUCGUCGGGGGCCUCGUCGGCUUCCUCUGCUGGUGGUUCCUCUGCCGCGGAAAGGCAUAG